GGCUACCGCGAAAACGGAAGUUCAAAGACAAUAUUCUAAAGAUGGCGGCGCGCAUGUUUCUCUGGAAAAUAAGGUCUAUACUUACAAAAUGUAAAAAUGUGUGAAAUGUGUCAAGAAUUCUGUAGUUUUGAAAGUUUAAUAAAAAAGCAUACCCGAGGAAAAAAUGAAGAAAAACACCGUAGAACUACAUCAGCUACAUUCAACGCGUGACGUCACAAUGCACGCGCUACAGUCUGUGCAGCAACUGUUCGAAGUCAGUCAACAUCUGUUAUUCGUUCCUGCAGGUUCAGCGGAAUAUCGCUCUGAACAAACAGCGAGACCGACAGAGUUAAUGACAUUGUAUUACCCGUGUUGUGACAGUGCUUCAACUCAGCUAAAUAUGAAGCACGAAAUGGCAGUACAAAUGAAGACCAAAGUUGUGCUGCUGGCAUGUGGGUCCUUCAACCCCAUCACAAACAUGCACAUGCGUAUGUUCGAGCUGGCUCGAGAUUAUCUUCAAGACACGGGAAGAUACAUAGUGGUGAAAGGAAUAAUCUCUCCAGUUGGAGAUGGUUAUAAAAAGAAAGGUCUGAUUGAAAACUGUCAUCGGCUGGAGAUGGCUAGACUGGCUUCAGAGAGCUCUGAGUGGAUCUCUGUGGAUGAUUGGGAGAGUCAGCAGCCGGUGUGGGUGGAGACAGCCAAAGUACUACGGCACCAUCAUGCAGGACUCAUUUCCAGCGGUGACAGCUACAAUAAUGACUUGGACACAGUGAGGUGUGGGAAGAGGAGAAAGAUGGAGCAAAACAGAAACAUCUGUCAGAUUGAUUUUUCUUUUAACACGAAAGGAGACACACCUCAACUGAAGCUGUUGUGUGGUGCUGAUGUGCUGGAGUCAUUUGCUGUCCCCAACCUUUGGAAGCCCGAGGACAUUGAGGAGAUAUUGGGGCGGUACGGUGUGGUGUGCAUCACAAGAUGUGGCAGUGACGCUGAGAAGUUUAUCAGUGAGUCUAAUGUGCUGUCCAGACACCGUGAGAACAUCCACGUGGUUCAAGAAUGGGUGACCAAUGACAUCUCAGCCACCCAUGUGCGCUGUGCGAUACGCAAAGGACAUAGUGUACGCUACCUGCUCCCCGACCCUGUGGUGCGUUAUAUUCAAGAUCACAGUCUGUAUAAGGAGAGCGAGCAGAAGAAUGCUGAUGACAUCCUUGCCCCUCUUCAGAGAUACACCAGCACCAACUAUAGAUACGAAACAACAGACACCGUGAGAGAGGUAUGUCUGGAGAUGUACAUCAACAGUGACUUCUAUUGCGGUGACAGUUGCUGGGUACCAGCUGAGGAAGAUGUGCAGCUGGAGGCUGAUGACAACAAUGUCAUCUCAGAAGUGGUUCAGCUGGUGUCUGAAGAUCUGACCGACCCAGCAAGGCCUUCAACACAAAUGGCAGGGAGCAGCAGUGGGAUCGACCAGGGUGGCAUGGAUGCUUCUCCUGUAACCCCUGAGGAGAACAGGCCAACAGGUUAAUGUCAACAAAGCAUUUGAGAUGCAACAUUACAAUUAGAUGCAAAAAGAAAAAUCUUACAAGUCAGACUAAUUAUUCAUGUUUGACCUGUGGUUGGUUUCUAAUAGCAAAUCAU
Molecule: messenger RNA, 1611 nt
Organism: Megalobrama amblycephala (Wuchang bream)
Lineage: Eukaryota; Metazoa; Chordata; Actinopteri; Cypriniformes; Xenocyprididae
Product: nicotinamide/nicotinic acid mononucleotide adenylyltransferase 1-like
Exons: 5
Coding region: 164-1498 (444 amino acids)
Biological process (GO): NAD+ biosynthetic process
Molecular function (GO): nicotinamide-nucleotide adenylyltransferase activity; nicotinate-nucleotide adenylyltransferase activity
Source: RefSeq, a predicted model, not a curated record